Molecule: messenger RNA, 1923 nt
Organism: Phalaenopsis equestris
Lineage: Eukaryota; Viridiplantae; Streptophyta; Magnoliopsida; Asparagales; Orchidaceae
Product: ent-kaurene oxidase 2-like
Exons: 8
Coding region: 1-1554 (517 amino acids)
Biological process (GO): gibberellin biosynthetic process
Cellular component (GO): chloroplast outer membrane; endoplasmic reticulum
Molecular function (GO): ent-kaurene oxidase activity; heme binding; iron ion binding
Source: RefSeq, a predicted model, not a curated record
AUGGACGUUAACUUACAGAGCAUAUAUUCUGUAACUCCGGCGAUGAUCGCCGCCGCCGUUGCCGCCGUUGCCGCCGCCAUGGGUAUAUUAGUACUCUACCGGAGACGACCACCCAACUCUCCACCUGUUGUGCCUGGAAUACCAUUACUUGGAAACCUGCUACAGUUGAAGGAGAGUAAACCAUACCAUAUAUUGGCCAAAUGGGCAGAGGUCUAUGGCCCCAUAUACUCAAUCAAAUUAGGGAGUUCUUCAACAGUGAUUCUCAACUCAACAGAACUGUCUAAAGAGGCACUGGUCACCAGGUUCUCAUCCAUAUCAACAAGGAAGCUUUCUAAUGCCUUAGAAACUAUCACUGGUAAAGAAAUUAUUGUCGCCUGUGACUACGGUGAAUACCAUAAAAUGGCUAAGAAACAUCUUAUUUCAGCAGUUCUGGGAACAAAUGCCCAGGAAGUUUUGGAAUAUCAGAAGCGAAAUCGCCCUCACAGGGAUUGUAUGAUGGACAAUGUUGUGGCUAAACUGUCUGCUAAGAUUAAUGAUGACGAUUGUGGUCUGGUUGAAAUCAGAGAAAUAUUUCAAUUAGAGCUGUUCCAGUUGGCCCUGAAACAAAGUUUAGGCAGAGAUGUAGGCUCUAUUUAUGUGGAGGAACUUGGUGCAACAAUUUCCAAGAAAGAGAUGAUUGACAUCUUAGUUCUUGAUCCAUUGAUAAGAGUUCUAGAGAUUGAUUGGAGAGAUUUCUUCCCAUAUUUGAGGUGGAUUCCAAAUAGGAGCAUGGAAAUGAGGAUUCGGCAAACUGCGACGCGAAAAAGAGCGGUAACAAAGGCAUUGAUUGACGAAAAAAGAGAGCAGAUUGCUCACGAAGAGGAACCAAGAUGCUAUUUAGAUUACCUGUUAUCGGAGAGCGCACUAACAGAAGAGCAGGUUAUUGCAUUGGUCUGGGAAGCAAUAAUUGAGACAUCUGAUCCACCAAUGGUGGCAACUGAGUGGGCGAUGUAUGAAAUUGCUAAGAAUCCAACCAAACAGAAUCGAAUUUAUCAGGAAAUACAGAAUGUAUGCGGAUCAGAGAAAAUCAAAGAGGAGGAUCUUCAACACUUGAGAUAUCUGAAUGCUGCUUUCCAUGAGACACUCAGGCUUUAUCCUCCAGUCCCUAUGACUCUUCCAAGUCAUGUUCAUGAAGACACCCAACUGGGUGGAUACAACAUUCCAGCUGGGACUGAUAUCUGCGUUAAUCUUUACGCGUGCAAUAUGAAUGAGAAGGAUUGGAAGGAACCCAAAGAGUGGAGGCCUGAGAGGUUUUUGUCGGACGAGUACGAGCAGAUGGACAUGUAUAAGACGAUGUCUUUUGCAUGUGGGAAAAGGGUCUGCACGGGAUCUCUCCAGGCGAUGCUAAUUGCAUGCACAGCUAUCGGUCGUUUAGUACAGGAAUUCGAGUGGAAGUUGAAGGAGGGAGAUGGAGAUGAUGUCGAUACCUUGGGAAUUACGAUGCAUAAGCUCCAUCCAGUGCAAGCCUACAUAAGGCCGAGGGGACGAUGUGGUUCCGUGCAAAAAUAUACUUGAGUAUGAUCCUUAUUGCUCUUGCUACUUUGGCUUGAAGAAACCAUAGAGAUAUGGAUGUUUGUAUGCUCAAUUGAAUAAAUUUAGUUAUAUGUAUGUUUUUAAACUAGUUUAUCAAAAGGUGAAUUAUUCAUCUUUUAUAAUGGAAAAUAUUUCCACGUGUGGAUGGCUAUAUUAAUGAUUCCAAUAUCAUAGAUGAUCAUUGCCUUUUGGAGGCCUAAGUGACUUGAGGUUUUACUCGGUUCUUCACCAUUGGUGUAAGUUUUAAACAUUACUGAUUUUUGCCUAUUUAAUGAUAAAAUUUGAAGAAAAACUACUUGGGCACUGGAUAUUCUAAGGGGCUGUUUAGUAAAAAAUUUAUUAAAAUCUAUA